Messenger RNA from Mesorhabditis spiculigera, 2793 nucleotides. NCBI's taxonomy places the organism in Eukaryota, Metazoa, Nematoda, Chromadorea, Rhabditida, Rhabditidae. The record is from the annotation of a GenBank genome assembly.
AUGUUAACUUUGACGAGGAAAUCUUCUUCCAUUGCCCAACAACGUCUUCUACCCGGCACCCCGAAGGCCCUCAUCUACACCACCAACAUCGAGCAGGAGACGCAGGGAGCCACAGGCGCGCUGCAGGCGACGCUCUUCUCGCACCCGCAACUCCUCGCCGCCGCCGACUAUUUUGGGCCCUUUUUUCUGGUCGGCCAAGCUGAUGACAUUCCCGGACUGGCCGAGUUUGAGCGCCUAUCACAGCUCUCCGCUCCGGAAUUGUUACCAUUCCUGCCGGGAUCCAUUGAUGAGUCCAUCCCGAAAUACCAAAUUACCUCCACCGAGAUUGGCGAUUAUCGAACGAAGAUUGAGGAUCGGCGUCCACAACGGCUUCUCCUAUAUCGGGGAGCCGGUUACGGUAGUGUUGUCGAUGGGAGAAGCGGCUUCAACCACUCAUUCUCUACGCAGGAAGAGCAUCAGCCCGUCGCGCCGGGACUCGAGGUUCUGGACCCGGUGGCUGUGGAAAAGAAAUUCCAACCAAAACCGGCCGUACAUUUCACGCCUGAGAAAGCUCUCGAAAAAUCGCCCAACCAAGAGCUAGAUGAAAAUGAGAAUUAUACGGUAGUCGACACGGAAUAUGUUAGCGCGUUCUCCGUUCCGCGCUCGGCCUAUGGACUCGUCGCCUGGGCCAAGAUGCCCCCAAUCUACGACCGAAACGGUGAUCUGCCGAAAACGAUUGUUGUACAAUUUUUGGGCGUCACUUGGGCCAAUCAACACCUUGCAACCCCGAAACAUGUCUUUUUCACAUUCCAAUUCUAUCGAUUCCCCGAGGUGACGACGGAAAAAUUGCUGGCGGUUCCGACGAAUCCGGGGAGGCCUUGUAUUCUGAAACGGUUACGCCCUGGAAAUGGGGAGCCGGUUGAGGAGAACCAUGGAUUUAUGGUCCGUCUUACGGUAGACCGAUCAGCCAUUUCGCCGCAGGAUCCCGCCGAAUUCGUUAACUUUCUUCUAAACGCCAGCCUGCAAAUUGACGUCUGGGACGCAGAUUCGGUGCAGUUAAUCGGGACGACUGAUAUCCCGCUGCACUGCCUGAUCCGAAACGGCCUGGAAGCCGUCCAAUUCUUCGCCUACGGUACCGUGGUGCAGAAUAUUGUCGGGCCUCUGCAAAAGAAUGCCGGCUCGCUUUUCAUGAAAUUCGCCUCGAUCGGACAUCCGAGUAAUAACCAAAUAGACCUCGUCCAUUCGAAAAAUGAGGCCGUCGUCUCGAAACGGCUCGAGAAAUUGGAUUCGGCCGCUGAUUCGCUUAUGAUCCGCGUCCGCCCGCUAAACCCUGCACACGAGAAUGCACUACAAAAAUUCUUGUACGCUCAAAGAUUGGACAUUUCGCAGAGAUUCGCCGAAGAAAAUGGGGAUUCUAAUGGGUAUGGCCAUCCCACGACCGAGGCUUUGAGCGAGCGAAGCAAGAAAACCAUGAAAAACUUCGUGUUCGACGCCGAGUUGGAGGCGUACAAGCGGAUCCGCAACGAGGGGAAGGCCGGCCGGUUGUUGAACACGCUGUUUCGGGGGAUUACGACGGAACACAAAAUCCACGUCUCGUUGGGAGAAUCGGUGUUUUUCGAAUUUCUACUCCAAAACACGCUGGAUCAGCCGGUGAAUUGCGUCGUCGAGAUUGAGGAACCGGGGUUACGUCUCCUCACCGAUGACGCCGAGUGGGCCUUCUACAAGAAGGCGCACAAAUUGGACACGCCGAUCGAGCGGAAUUUGGUGCGCCGUGAUGAGGAGGGAAAGACAAGCCUGGUGUUGAAGCCGCGCGAGGUGGUGUACGUCCCAUUCCUCUACGAGGACCUGAAGGCGGUGGGAAAAGCCGAGGGACAAACGAGCCAGACAAAGGUAGUCUUCAAGCGUUGGCCAUCGCUGGAACCGUUGCAAAUUCUGAGUUUGCACGUGGUGCAUCAGCCCUACGCACUGCUACGCUCAGUACGAUUCUACUCGAGGGAACAUCACAAUUGUACUCGCAGUAUACGAGUGCCGAGGAAUUAUCGCCAAAUCCUCCCAAAGUCCGUCAAAACGUCCGAUCCAACCGUGAAAGCAAGGUUGAUCUGGGCAAACGGAGCCCUGGAUUUGCAGUUUACGGCGUUUUGCGGACCUAGCGGCACUUCAAGGGAAUUUCUACUAAUUUUGUACGCCGACGCGGAGGCCUACCGUCUUUUUGGGGUCUGGAAGAUAACCCUCUAUUCUACCGGCUCCAUUGAGCUGAAGGGCAUCCAAUCCGAGGUCACCAAUUUUGGGGUCGAGUUGAAAAAGCCGGGCCUAGCGGGGCGCUUCAUCCAGAUCUAUAGCUCCAACCCAGAAUUGUCGCCAGUUGGCGCGCAGCCAACACUUUUUGAAGACACGGAUCAUCGGUUCAAUCUACAGUACAUGCCGACCAUUAAAGGCCCCCAGACGAGCCUGAUCACCGCUGUGGACGUCGCUAAUCGGGAUCUCUGCGGAUCGUGGCUGAUAAAUACGAAGAGCAUCGAGCCGGAGGUCACCAAGGAGUUCGAGGUGGUGCUCAGGCGCGGCGAGGAGCAGCCGAUUUACAGGAAAAUUCCCUUCCAAAACCCGUACGGCGUGGCGGCCGCGUUCCGGAUCCGCGCCAAUCGACCGGAUGCGAUUAAAGUGCAAGAAGAGCUGCUAAAACUUCCGCCAAACGGGAUCGCCACGCUGACGCUGGAAUUUUGCCGGCGCGACGUGUAUACGGCCCUAAUCUACAUCCAAAACGUUGACACUGCCCAGACCGAAGAAACGUUCCGGCUGAAUGUGCGACCGGAAAAA